Molecule: messenger RNA, 1776 nt
Organism: Saxophila tyrrhenica
Lineage: Eukaryota; Fungi; Ascomycota; Dothideomycetes; Mycosphaerellales; Extremaceae
Exons: 2
Coding region: 1-1776 (591 amino acids)
Molecular function (GO): phenylpyruvate tautomerase activity
Source: RefSeq, a predicted model, not a curated record
AUGCCGCCAUCUGCCAGCUCUCCCUCCCCAUCCCCUCACCCGCCUUUUAAAUUCACCGACGACGACGAACGAGAAACACGCCCAAUGAGCGCCGGCGCCGACUCCGCCCGGACCAAGCGAGCCUCGUCCUCCUACGGCGUUGCUCUGACUUCCACACCCUCGCAGGACCAGCAGCAGAAGACGAGUGUGAAUGCGAAUGCGUGGAAGAGGAAGAGUGCGCCUGGGUCGGAGUACGCGGAUUUUGUCGCUGGGAAUUCGUCGACGAAGGAUUUUGGGGAGUUGUUGAGGUUGACGCAGCCGGGGGAGAGGGGGAGUGGGAUGAGUGCCUCGCACGGCGAUAGUGCGAAGCGGAGGAGCCAGUAUUACGAGGAGGGCGCGAUGGAUGGGGUGAAGGAGAGGCAGAGUCCGGUGAUUGCGGAGUUGAAGACGAAUGUCAUUAUCAAAGAUGAGUUCAACCUCGUCACGGAGCUGUCAUACCACCUGGCCGGACGGUAUAACAGGCCUGAGGAAUGCGUCUUGAUUCGAAUCGAUCAUAGCGCUUGUCUUGCGUUAGGAGGCAACUUCGACCCCUGCUAUCAUUUAACGAUCACUACGGUACCGUCGCAGAUGAGUUCUUCGACGAACAGACGGAAUGCGGCGAUGAUACAAUCGUUCAUGGAGGGUGCGAUGAAGGUGCCGUCGGAACGUGGGAUUGUGACGUUCGUGCCUAUACCGGAAGAUUAUCUGGCAAUGAAUGGGCAGACGAUGUCGGGUGAAGCAGAACGGUUGGAGAAGCGGAGUAGCGUGAACGAUCAGAAUGGGUUGAAGAGCGCCAAUAAGGAUGCGACGAGGAGGAGCAUGACCUUCCCUGCGAAGAGCAACUCGUCGCUGAACGGUGAAAACAAGAGCAAUGGCAGUCUGACGGCCAACAUGACGAACGGCAAGAAGAGCCCAUCACCUACGCCUCCAGCCCAGCUCCAGCACAAAUCGAGCUCGAGCGAGAAGGAUGGCCGACCAUCGACCGCGCACGGCGGCUUCGACGGCCUCCGCAUGAAUGGCAUCUCGACCGAAAUUCUCACGGGCAACAAUGCCCGCCUUCCCAACGGACGACCCAAAACCUUCGACGGCGGCUCGUCCUCCAAACCCACCUCCGUUCAAGAACCCCUCAAAUCAACACCCCGCCCUCAUCUCGCCUCGCAACAAUCCCAGCAGAGCCAAAAGACCCCCCAACGCAGCUCCAUGACCAAACGCCCUACACCAAUCAACGGCCCUCCCCCGACCACUAAAACCUCCACCUCCGCCCGUCCGCCAAGCGCGCUCCGCACGAACUCGUCGUCUAUCACCCCCGCCACAGCUCGUCCAACCAUAACCAACACCACCCCCUCCGCCCUCCCCACCGAGACCCGCGCGAAAAACACUUACCUCGACAACAUCUCCUCCCUCGGCAAGAAAGGCACUCCCAUCCCUUCAAACCCAAUCAUCCGCACCACCUCCCCCUCCGCCGAUGCCGAUGACGACGAAGACGCGCCGGCAGCGAAGAGCGCAGGAGCGAGCGGGAAGGCGAAUACGGCGAAGAGAAGGAGCACUAUUACCGCUACGCCCUCUUUGCCUAGUAACAGUAAGGAGAAGGGCGAGAAGGGUGAGAGGGGGGAGAAGGGCAAGAUGCGCCCGCCGCCCGUGCCGGUUUCGUCGAAGGAGGAGGAGGAGACGAGGAGUUUGGGGUCUAGGCUGGGGAAGCGGAAGAGUUUUAUGAAGAUGUUUUCGAGGAGGAGUGUGCCGGCUUGGUAUGAGCAGUGA